This is a messenger RNA of Neurospora hispaniola, 2244 nucleotides long. RefSeq lists its product as uncharacterized. The transcript has 2 exons. Bases 498 to 2000 code for a protein of 500 amino acids. NCBI's taxonomy places the organism in Eukaryota, Fungi, Ascomycota, Sordariomycetes, Sordariales, Sordariaceae. The record is from RefSeq and is a predicted model, not a curated record.
CCGCCAACCAAACCGCUCACCGUCCCCCGCCCUUCUGCGGCCUUUUCAAAGGGUACGGUUCCGGCGAGAGGAGGAGCGAGUUGGAGAGGACGACGACGACGAAGUGGAUGACAGAAGAUUGAGAAUCGCCAUCAGGACCAUCACUAGUAUCAGCAACGGGCUGCGAGCAGGACGAGACUUUCGGGGCUUUAACGACGACGACGAAGACGAUAACACUACUGCCGUGACUACUAGCACUGCAUACCAAGACGUAGACGCAGGCUUAGACGCAGACGAAAUGCCUAGGGCGGCGUGGGGGGUGUUGUUUGAUGAGGAGGAGAGGCCGACGGAGAGGCUGAGGGAGGUGUUGGCGGCUUUGGGGAGAUGGGUUGUGAGUUUUACUUUUUUUUUUCUCUCUUCUUUUCUUCUUGAGUUGGUUAUUGGAGGUUAGGUUGUUGGAAAGGCGCCGGGUUGAAACGGUAAAUGUGCUAACGUCGAGGAUUGCUUAGGUUCGUGAGAUGCCUUGCGCAUUAGAUGUCUUCAGAAAUGAGACCAGCGAUGAAUCCAUAACUCGGGUCCAAAGACUCUAUGACGACCUCGACGUCGAAUACCGUCUUCGCACUCUACCGCGGACCACCGCCACUUUGCCAUCUCCAUGCCUCACACCCAGAGGUUUUGCCGAGUUCCUGAUCAAGUUGAUCCUCAGCUACCCUGAUAGCCAGCAUCAGUUCCUCUCGAAUGUAUUCAGGAGUAAUCAGAUCACCGCGCCGAUGGACAACCUGAAUAGGUGGGGAGCAAGAGGAGGAGAAGGGUUGCUACCCGGCCACCUAGACAGAUCUCUCUUCCCAGAGUUUAUGGACACCGCGAUGGAAGCAAGAGUGAGACGGGCUCUGAUGGCAGCUGAGUUUGGGACACCGGGGCGGGUGGUAGAUCGAAGCGACUCGCUAGAGAGACUGAGGGAGGAAAGGGCACAAAGGCAGAGACGAGCUAAUCAAGACAGAGCCCGGGAACGAAGGAGAGCCGAGUACCAAGGAUAUCGACUAAGAGGCGGCGGUAGCGAUGACGAUGCUGAUGCGGAGCGAGGACGAAGCAUGGAGCGACGUUCCUCAAGCCGAGUGGAAAUCCGGAGGACAUCCCGGGUCGCAUCACCCGGAAUUCAGCGAGUGACUACCGUGGUCCGGUCCCGUUCCAGAUCCAGAUCAAGGUCCCGUCAUCGUCGCCCAUCAGAUAAUCCCCAAACCUCAUCGUCAUCCCAAGACCGCAAAGCCGACAAUCUCCACGUGCGCUUCACCUCUGGAACCAAGCACCCCAAAAGAAAGCGUUCUUCGGCCGUCCUCUCCUACAAGAGACCGCCAGCCGUCACCAAAUGCCACACCAAGUUCGAAGACUAUAGCUGCCUAUUCCCGCCGCAUCCAAUUCCGACAUCCUGCCAUCCACGACCACGACCCAAAACACCCGUUGUUGCAGAUUGUAAACCACCCAAGCCAAAGCCAGCAACGUACUAUCCCCGUCUGCCACCCGGCCACCCACCCAUUUCGUUCCCAUCACCUCGUCCAGCUCCAGCUCCAACAUGCCACCCUCCCACUCAACAAAUCUGCGACUCGUCCAAACCCAAACCCAAAGCCACUUACCGACCCCGUCCCCGACCCGGCUGUGGUCCCGCAAAGACCCGUCCGGAACGCAUCUACCGCGAAGUCCCCAUCUACCACGAGAUCCCCGUGCGUGAGAUCCGCGAAGUCGAAGUCGAAGUGCCUGUUCGCGUCGAAGUUCCCUACGAAGUCCCCGUUCGAGUUCCGGUCGAGGUGCCUGUGAGGGUCAAUGUUCCGGCGCCGUAUCCGGUGCAUGUGCCUGUGCAUGUGCCGGUGCCGCAGCCUUAUCCUGUUUAUCACGGUGGUGGUGGUGGUGGGUAUGGAGGGUAUGGAGGGUAUGGGGGACAUGGAGGAAGGUAUGGGGUGAGGGCUGAUGAGGGACCUUGGUAUCCGUUUAAGGCUGUCACUUGGCAGAGUGGACCGCCUUUUUAGGGGGAAGUUGGGGAUGGGUUGAGGAAUGGGACAUGGAAAUGGAAGUGUUGGGUUUUUGGGGAUUUGGGAGGAGGAGGAGGAGAGGGGGUGCGUGGCGCGUGUAGCCUGACACGACAGUGGCUGCCCCUUGGUUUGGUGGUGCAUAGGAAGGGAAUUUCACUAGGCGGUAAACGUAGGAAUAUGGGAAUAUGGAAGCGCCUGUUCGAAAACAAACAAACAAGCAAACCUGGUGAUUUCAACCGUG